Molecule: messenger RNA, 1206 nt
Organism: Cuscuta epithymum
Lineage: Eukaryota; Viridiplantae; Streptophyta; Magnoliopsida; Solanales; Convolvulaceae
Source: the annotation of a GenBank genome assembly
GAAAGUAUGAUACUUUUUUUGGAAUUAUUGUUAAUUAAUUAAUUAAUUAAAAGUAUUUACCAAAAUACUGCUGGUUUAACCAGGGUUGGGUAAAGUCGCCCAACGGUUGGGCGACUUAUAAGUCGCCAAACCGUUUGGCGACUUCGUCCAACCGUUGGACGACUUUCCCUUAAGUAAAAAUCGGGACACGCCCCAAAACAGAACCCUGCGUAAACAUCACUCCCCAAAUCCCCCAAGGCGCACCGACGACAGACGAAGGAAGAAGACGACCGAGCUCGUAUCCAACUCCGGCGAACCUCCAUUUCCGGUCUCCCCACUCCGGCAAACCUUCACCUUCUUCUGCAACACUCCUUCUUCUUUCUUCUAGAAUAUGGAUUUCUCAAGCUUCCCAAUCAUAUGUCAUUGGGGAGGAAACUAUUAUGAGGAUGCUGGCCAAAUAUGCCUUGAAGGUGGUAGAACCAGCUUUGUCAUGGUUUCUCGUGGCGCUUGCAUGAUGGAGAUCCUUCAAAAAAUACAUGCAGCCACAAUGAUUCAUCCUAGCCGUUCUUUGCGGUUGAAAAUGAAAUUUCCCAUGAACGGGGGAAAGUACAUGCUUAUGCCCCUCAUUGAUGAGCUAGCUAUAACAAAUAUGUGGGGCAUAACUCAGAUGGAAGAUAUGUCGACGUUUGAGCUAUACAUUGAGGAAUCCUGUGACGCCUAUGGUACUCAAUCAACAUCAAAUGCUGUCGUAUCUACGUAUGAUGUGGGAAAGGAGAGCUGAGCUAGUUGUGGCCGGGACACCGACAUAUGUGCCAUCUGUUUCAGGAGACUACAUGGGAUGGUAUUACAGCAUCACUCGUUUGUUUGUGUCUCCUUCGUUCAGACUCCCUACUCAUCAUUAUCAGCCUAGUUCCUUAGCUUUGCAUCUUACGACACGAGCUUUGCAGCGCAUACAUCAGCGGGCUACUGCCACAGUGACUGAUAGUCCUGAUGUGGACUUGUAUGGACAGGCUCUCACAGGCAUUGUGUCCAUGUGUUCUGAUGUGUUGGGGCGAGUCGACUACGGCCAUCUUAUACACAUGCCCCCAUCUCAGGAGAUGCCAUCCACGUCUAGUGCAGCGGCGGCUUCAUCAUCCCAGACGCAGCAUGAGAGUGGUUCUUCAAUCACGACAACGGCGUAGGCGUAGCCAGGAGCAGCAACAUCUCCAUGACGAAGCUAACGAUGGG